UUGCUUGAUUGAUACUGCGCCUCUACAUCAUCGGCUCCUCUCUCUAAGCUCCUUCAAUCCCGCAUCGACGGCUUCGCUUCCUCCCUCACCCUCUCGCCGAUCCUCUUUAUUAAUUCAUAGGCUUUGCAAUGUCAGGUCCAACUCCGUCAAUGGCUCCGGGCCAGCCAACUCUCGUCCCCGUCGACCCUUCUUCUGGUCUCUGGGAGCGGUUAACACACUGGGCGUCAGAGAACAAGACUGUCGUCUACACCAUUGCUGGUGUCGGCAUUGCUGUUACGGGUGCCGGUGUGAUUUACUAUCUCAAUGACAACAGCGCCAAGGACACAACACCAAAGAUUAGCAAGAAGGAGAGGAGAAAGCGAAAGGAAGCCGAUCGCAAAGCUGACAAGGAAGCACCCUCAACCGGCCCCUCCCAAUCCAAGCCUACUUCUGUUGAGAUUGAGCCGGAGCUGCCCGACGUCGACGAGGAGUCAGUUUCCAGCCUUACUCAAGACCAGCGUGAAGAUUACGCCGCCAAGUUGAAGCAGGCUGGCAACAAAGCCUACGGCGACAAGUCGUAUAACAAAGCUAUCGAACUUUACUCCAAGGCCAUCCUCUGCAAGGCCGACCCUGUCUUCUACUCCAACCGAGCCGCCUGCCACAGUGCCAUGAGCGAAUGGGAUCAGGUGAUCGAGGAUACUACCGCCGCCAUCAACAUGGACCCUGAUUAUGUCAAGGCCAUCAACCGCCGCGCUACUGCGUAUGAGCACCAGAAGAAGUACUCCGAGGCUCUCCUCGAUUUUACAGCUUCAUGUAUCAUCGAUAACUUCAAGAGCGAGUCCACCGCCCAGGCUGUCGAGCGCCUCCUCAAGACUUUUGCCGAGCAAAAGGCCAAGGAGAUGAUGGCCUCCAGACCACCCAAGCUGCCCAGCCCCAUCUUCGUUGGAAACUAUCUUCAGAGCUUCCGCCCCAAGCCUCGCCCCGAAGGCCUCGAGGACUCAGAAGAGCUGGACCCUGAUACUGGCAAGGGACAGGUGCAAAUUGGUCUCCAAGCUUUGGAGAAGAAGACUGGCGACGGAUACGAGGAGGCCCGACAAGCUUUCGAAAAGGCCCUGGAGCUCGGUGACCUGGGUGAGUACGAGGCACUUGCUUAUAACAUGAGAGGUACUUUCCGCACUUUGCUCGGUAACCACGCCGAGGCUACACAAGACUUCGACAAGAGCAUCGAGCUUGACCCCUCGAUGACGCAAAGUUACAUCAAGCGCGCCAGCAUCAGCCUGGAGCUUGGUGAGCCUGAAAAGGCCGAGGCCGAGUUCGCCAAGGCCCUCGAGCAGGACAAGAACGACCCUGAUGUUUACUACCACCGUGCCCAGGCCCAUUUCAUCAAGGGCGACCUCGCCGAUGCUCAGAAGGACUACCAGAAGUCGAUCGAUCUCGAUAAGGACUUUAUCUUCUCUCACAUCCAACUCGGUGUCACCCAGUACAAGAUGGGCUCGAUCGCUUCGUCAAUGGCUACUUUCCGACGAUGCAUUAAGAACUUCCCCAAGGUGCCCGAUGUUUACAACUACUACGGAGAGCUGCUCCUUGACCAGGGUAACUUCUCCGAAGCCGUCGAGAAAUUCGAUACCGCCAUGGAGAUGGAGAAGCAAACCAAGCCCAUGUCUAUGAAUGUCCUGCCCCUCAUCAACAAGGCCUUGGCUCUCUUCCAGUGGAAGCAAGAUUUCAAGGAGGCCGAGGCUCUCUGCAAGAAGGCUCUUAUUAUCGACCCCGAAUGCGAUAUCGCCGUUGCUACCAUGGCUCAGCUCCUCCUCCAGCAGAACAACGUUCCUGCUGCCCUCAAGUACUUCGAGCGUGCCGCUGAGCUUGCCCGAACCGAAGGCGAGAUCGUGAAUGCCUUGUCUUAUGCUGAGGCCACCCGAACACAAGUCCAAGUUACGGAGAAGUACCCCAAGCUGGCAGCAAAGUUGGCAGGCGGUGCCGGACCUGGAGGCCUCCGCAUGGGACCUCAAUAAAUGCGUAUGAGACAAAAGAUCAACGGCCAGAAUGGCGUGUAAAGUGUACGAAUUUGGAGCAGAAGAGAAAAAGGAAGGCGUUGAAUUAGGAUGGGAUGCGGGACACGAUCACACCACCCUCGAAGCCGUCUCGCCUCAACAACAAGUGAAGUCCAAUGCAAUGCUUUGCAGCUGGGAACUAUAAUGCACACAUCUGAACCCUACUGUACCUGUAUAUAAUAGCACUUCUCUCAUCUCUUUGUUAGGCAUAUUGGGGAUCUGCGAGGAUGGGCGCAGGGCAGGUACUCAACAGGCUUGGAAAUAUAUGGUGUAUCGGAGGAAACAAGAAAUCAAGUCGUUUCUUC
This is a messenger RNA of Fusarium graminearum PH-1, 2335 nucleotides long. Its product is annotated as import receptor. Gene Ontology annotation, biological process: intracellular protein transport. Gene Ontology annotation, molecular function: protein-transporting ATPase activity; protein binding. The coding region runs from base 129 to 1991 and encodes 620 amino acids. Gene Ontology annotation, cellular component: mitochondrial outer membrane. The record is from RefSeq and is a predicted model, not a curated record. Lineage: Eukaryota; Fungi; Ascomycota; Sordariomycetes; Hypocreales; Nectriaceae. The transcript is spliced from 3 exons.